UAAUUGUCGUGAGCUCAAAGUUGAUAUAGUUGGUUCAAAUAAGAACAUCGUCAUCAUGUCGAGGUCUUCGAUGGCUAUCAACGAACAAUCAGUCAACCUAAGCCACCACUACGCUUUUGUAACAAAUUUCUUUAGUAAUGAAUAAGACGCGACUGUAUGAAUUCGCAUGCAACUCUGUUUUUUGACAUUCUAUUAUUCAUUCUGGUUUUUGCUUUCGUAUGCAAUUGAUUCAAAGAUUAUGAGAACCAACUGUGCAUGCGAAUAUUAACAAUAUUGGUUUAUAAAAAUAUAAGAACUUCGUGUGUUUUUUGCAAUAUGGUUAUUAAUUCGAUGAAAUUUAUGUGAAUACUCACUUCAAGGAAUUAUAGCGGUAACUGCGAAAAUGGAAUUGGAUUCGUGUGAUGAUGGGAGUUAUUAUGAUAACUUCGACAAACUUAUGCAGCAAUCGGACAAUUAUUCACUCGAUGAUAUCGAUGAAAUUUUACGUUCAACUGAUUCUCAUCUGGAUUCAUCUAUUGACUUUAACAACCUAACUCCCCACAAUAUUCGCCAUUUUGAACUUCCUUUGGAGGUGGAUCUUCAUAAUUCGUCAUCUCAAUCCAUUCCCAAUAAUGAUGAUUUCAAAUUUUCCCUGCCCUUGAGUUCCUGCGAUAUAGUAAGCCCUGAUAUAUGCACUCCUCCGAUCAAAUCUCAACGUACUUCGUCUAUAUCUUCUAUGGACGAAGACAGCUUUAAUCCAGAUGAUUACAUAAACUUUUUGAAAACAAAUGAAAAUAAAACGUACUACUUUGAAGAAAACGGGUUGCGGCAGAGAAAUACACCCUCUCCGACUGAAAGUUGCAGUAGUUCCGGGGGUAGCUCAACGAGCGGUAUUCAAAGUGAUGUCUCCUCGGUGGCCUCACAAUCUAAAACUUAUAUGGAGAAAAGCUUGAAUACGGAUGUCGAAAAUGGUACGAGUGAAGCAACAUAUAAUGGACAUGGAACUAUACCAGCACUUUCAAUUAAAGAGGAAAACAGUUUUAACUCAAUACACGCCGUUGAACAAACACAAACGAUUAUCCUUCCGGCUUCAAAUCCAAGUACCAUAGCUGUAUCUAUGCCAUUAAUGGUGCCAGUCAUGCCGGUUAAUACCAUUACUACCAACGCAACUGCAUCAACUACAAAUCUUCAACAAUUACAACCACUACAACAAGUGCAACCUAUAAGUGUUUUACCUGGCACAUUUUUUCCGGUUAAAACAAUUCCAUUAAAAACAAUAACUCAAACAAGUUCCAACAGUAAACCCGCGGCAUCAAUAAAAAUUGGACCAAAGCUAGCCCCAAAAUGUAACAUAAAUAGCUCAAACAAUAUUGUUAAAACAACCCACCCAGCAACAAACACAUCAAAUGCAACAAAGAUAGUUCCGCCAAUAAAUACGAAACCAAAAACUGUAUUCUUAACUCUGAACGAUUACAAAGCAUUAACUCAAAUUAAUGGAAAAUGUAUAAAGGGCGGCGGUUCAUCACCACCUAAAAUAUUGUUAAAAACAGCAAGUGGAAAAGUAAUAACGGCUAAUAAAGUAAUAUCUUCUAGUAUUGGCGCACCUUCCAGUUGUGCUCCAAAAGUGAUUAAGACAAACCAUGGACCUUUAGUUGUUAAACAGCAAUCAUCAAAACUCUCGCAUGGAACAGGAACCCCAAGGCUAUCAAUGAGUAAUGGUCCCACAAGUCUGAGUGUUUAUAAAGGUCUAAUUGAUGAGAAAAUGUGGAAGAAACAGCAGAGAAUGAUCAAAAAUAGAGAAUCGGCUUCGUUGUCACGUAAAAAGAAAAAGGAAUAUGUUGUUUCUCUAGAAGCACGUAUCAGCGACUUGGAAAAAGAAAACUGCACGCUUAAAGGGGAAAAUUCAUCUCUGCGUUCCCAGUUGGUUGCCUUGGCUCAAUCCUGUCAAUGCAAAAAUAGCAAUAUAAGUGAAUUCGUUUUAAAUACCUUGGAUAUUAAUGCGAAAGUAUGCGCCAGCGAUCACCAUGUAAAAAUCGCUCCGAAACCAACCGGCAAAAGUCUGAAGCAGCGAAUGACUGCCGCUAAUGUUAAAAAGAAUAUUGCAAUCCUUUUUGCAAUGGCUUUCAUGGUAUCUAUGAAUAUGGGAAAUUUUCAAAGCUAUAUGAAUAAAAACCACAUUGAAAAUUCCAUCGAUUCUGCCGCAGCUUCUGCUGAAGAACCAGUUGCUACAGGACGGCGAUUACUUUGGGCUGAAACGGAAAAUGAAUAUAAGCAAAAGAUUAAUAAUACUAAAAGAGAAGCUGAGAUGGACGUACCUCCAUUGCAUUUUUUGCAACCAGUGAAUAGGUCCAGAUCAGACUUGGGAAAUGAGCAAAAUCGUAAUGUAUCAACAAAGGAAAUACCAUUGACACCCUCUGCUAAAAAAUGUGCCAGCGGCUCGAAUUAUACGGAAAAUCAUCGACUGCAUAGCAAUUUACAUAAAUGGAUUGAUGUUAACGAUUAUUUGAACUUGAGCUUGUAUAAAAACAAUGGAAACUCUUUGGAAAAAUCUCUUGGAUUCGGAAAAAUUUCCUCGGAUUAUUACGAUAGGAAACCUUUGCAAUUGCCCCUCCAAGAGGCUGUUCCCGCUAUAAAAAUGAAACGUAAAAUAAUAAUGACAUCAUCAGUAGUUCAAAGCAAACAGUCGAAAUUGGAAUCAUCGCAAGGAAAUGAAAUUAAUGAUAAGAAUGGAGCUGAAAAUGAAAAGAACUCAUUAGAUAUAUUCAAGCCGAAAAUUAAUGAGGAAUACUUGCGGCUAUUUAAGGGAAUAAAGAGGCAAGACGACACCUUCUAUGUCUUAUCGUUCAACAUGGAUCACAUAUUAUUGCCUGCUUCUGCUUACAAUAAAAGUGCACGUCCCAAAAUGUCCCUCAUGUUGCCUGCUGGUGAUCCCUCAAUGAAUGGUGAUAUAAUACUAAUGCAAAUAGAUUGUGAAGUUGUCAACACAACUGAGCUAGAGUUGAAGUCGUUUAUGAUACCAGAAAAACUUCGCCCACAAAAAUUCGGAAAUAGCAAUUUUCAACCAACACCGAAUCCAAAUGACGUAAUGAACAAUGAAACACGUUCAAAGGAAGACCAUCGGAAGGAAAAGGGACAAAUGCCUCAAAUGCCCAAACAAAAGUCACCACCAAAGACUUACUAUAUGUUAGGACCAAGAUCAGCUGCUGCUGCGGCCGCUAUGAAAAAGAAGCCAACACUUGUAAGAUUGGGCAGCACUGAAAAUAUUGAAAAUAUCACACAUAAAGCAGAGACCAAUACAACAAUUUUCUCUAGAAUGUAUAACACAGAAGGGUGAACUGUUAUAUCAGAUACUCUUCUCUUAAAUAACAGAAAUAUUAUUAAUAACUAAUUAGCUUAUAUGAUAGUAAUUACAUAUUUAAUAUUUAAAUAUCAUUUAUCCUUUAUUAGCGUUAGUAUAAAAGUAAACCAACGCAAUUUUUUUAGUUAGUUUAUAAGAAUGCCGUAUUAUCGUUUCACAAUUAACAAUGGGCAAGCGUAUUCCUGAGGAAUACAAUAGCACAUGAAAUAUUUCGAUGCGUUCACAAACCCAAGUGUCUGCAGAGUACUUCUUUAAGAAAUAUGAUGGCUAUGGCGCAUCGUGAGCUUCCUAAGUUUUUCUUUCUCUAUAAGUGUAAAAGUAUUUAGGGAUUGCAUUUUAAGAGGCACACCUACUUCAAAUAUUUUUUGCUAUUUCGUAAAUCUCCCAAAGUCAUUAUGCCUGCUGCUAAACUACAAAACACGGCAUUUACAAUGACGUACGGUUGAGAGAAAAGGAAAACUUAACGAAACCACAGUUUUCGCACUAGGUGUGCAUUUUAAGGUGGCAAUAGCGAACCAAGUAAUAAAUAGAAGGUUUGCAAAUUUCCGUUGUAUAAAUAUGGGUUUGUAAAUAAAUAAUUCAUUUCAAUGUUAUCUCCAUAACCCGUCAGCAUGAGUAGAUAAAUAUUAUUAUUAAAUGUUCACUUGAGCAUAAUAUAUAUCAAUAAUUGAUGAAACAUUAGAAGAUUUAAUAGUUUUAGGUGACUUAAAAUUUGUUAAGAAUACAAUAUAUACACCUGUUUUGCCGUUCUUUUGACUCUUUACGUCUUGCUUGCAUUUGCUUUCCUCUAGGUAAACUCAAUUUGAAACAACAAUUAUACGUGCAUAUGUGCAAUAGUUAAAUAUGAUUGUGUAUGAUUUAUUUUAAUAAACACACAUUUUUAUAAACAACAAGCUAAAA
Ceratitis capitata (Mediterranean fruit fly) is the source of this 4237-nucleotide messenger RNA. It is a transcript of the gene Atf6, whose product is annotated as cyclic AMP-dependent transcription factor ATF-6 alpha. Gene Ontology annotation, cellular component: nucleus. Gene Ontology annotation, biological process: endoplasmic reticulum unfolded protein response; regulation of transcription by RNA polymerase II. Gene Ontology annotation, molecular function: DNA-binding transcription factor activity, RNA polymerase II-specific; RNA polymerase II cis-regulatory region sequence-specific DNA binding. The transcript has 3 exons. Lineage: Eukaryota; Metazoa; Arthropoda; Insecta; Diptera; Tephritidae. The coding region runs from base 383 to 3313 and encodes 976 amino acids. The record is from RefSeq and is a predicted model, not a curated record.